AUGGGGCCCUCCUGGAGUCAGCUUUUGCCUCUGGGACAUCCAUGGCCAGUUUCCUAUGGCAUUUCAGGGAAAGGGAUGGAGGGGUCCUUUUCAGAAGAAUUCUCUGUUGCACUUGAGGUCCUAGGGAUGUGUGCAUUGAAUGGGGAAGAUGAGGAGCCACACUCUGGGUCCUUCUGACUGGAGCUGACAGAAAUGGGCAUUACUCUUGAAAUCCCAAACAGUCAUAAAUACUUUCCGUGGCCAGCCAGGCUGGCCUGGAAUGCUAACUGAACUUGUCUGUUAGGGGCCGCUGAAACUGGACUCCCAGUGACCCCAGGCCCUGUGAGGCGUGAGGCAGUGAGAUGGCGGACUCCUACACGGAGCUAGAGAAGGCGGUGGUCGUCCUGGUGGAAAACUUCUACAAAUACGUCUCCAAGCACAGCCUGGUCAAGAACAAGAUCAGCAAGAGCAGCUUCCGGAAGAUGCUUCAGAAAGAGCUCAACCAUAUGCUGACGGACACGGGGAACCGGAAGGCUGCUGACAAGCUCAUCCAGGACCUGGAUGCCAACCACGACGGACGCAUCAGCUUUGACGAGUACUGGACCUUGAUAGGCGGCAUCACUAGUCCUAUCGCCAACCUUAUUCGCCAGCAGGAGCAGCAGAACAGCAGCUAGAGGCCCUCCCGCCGUCCCUUCCCCCCAUGCCCGUCCUAGGCUCCCUCCUCUGCCCACCCAGGCAGGCCCCGUCCUCCCCUCUCCCUCUAGACCCUCUUCGGACCAUAGCUGAACAGGGUAAGGGGAAACGUCAGGGCCCCUUUGUGAGUGUCUCAGUCUGGGGGUGCCUCCCUGUGGGUCUCAGUCCCUGGAGCCAGCAGACCCUGGGGCCCCUCUGUGACAAUGCUGUAUGGGGACCCAAGAGUUUCCCUACCUGUUCAGUCCAUCUACCCUUCUGACUUCCGCUGUUCCUGCCUGAUUCCGGGCCUCUCCUGACCUCAGAGGUCAGCUUGCUGCUUCAGGUCUCCGGGGUUCCUGGCAGCACCAGCAAGGACUUCUCUCUCCCUCUCCCUUCAGCCCCUCUGCUGGGUACAGGAGACUUCCAGGGAUUGUCCUCCAGCUGCCUCUGCGUCUGGGAACAGGGUCGAGCCCCCUCCCUCCUCUGCAGCCGCUGAAAUGGGAAAAAGGCUGGAUCUAGAGUUUUCCUCCCCCUCCCCCUGUCCCCUUGUCAUGUUUAUUAAAGCCUUUCCAUGCCUUGGAA
Messenger RNA from Budorcas taxicolor (takin), 1233 nucleotides. It is a transcript of the gene S100A16, whose product is annotated as S100 calcium binding protein A16. Gene Ontology annotation, molecular function: calcium ion binding. The transcript has 3 exons. Gene Ontology annotation, cellular component: nucleus; perinuclear region of cytoplasm. The record is from RefSeq and is a predicted model, not a curated record. The coding region runs from base 342 to 653 and encodes 103 amino acids. NCBI's taxonomy places the organism in Eukaryota, Metazoa, Chordata, Mammalia, Artiodactyla, Bovidae.